Messenger RNA from Anisakis simplex (herring worm), 3525 nucleotides. Lineage: Eukaryota; Metazoa; Nematoda; Chromadorea; Rhabditida; Anisakidae. The record is from the annotation of a GenBank genome assembly.
AUGAACAGUGGCCAUCCAUCGGUUAGAAACUCGCCUAUGGAUGAGGGCGAACCGUGUCUCAAAAAAGACGAUCAAUCACUCAGUGUUAUUCCAGAAAGUCUUCCAUCGCGAUGUUCUUAUGCGAGCAGUGUUAAACGACCGGAUUAUGUGGGUCGAUGUAUUCUAUGUCUGUUGAUAGUGGCCGUAUUCAUAUUCGGUGUGGUACUCGCUUUUUUGAUUGGACAUUGGGCUGCCAAGCAUACGAAAGCCUCGAAUGCUACCGGAGAUCUCUUUUCGUUAUCGAAUGCGACACGACUAAUGAACAGAACAGUAAUACUAAUGUCACCAACUCAUACGCAAACACCAACUUUAUCCAUAACCGAUGCACCAACUCAACCAGCAAUGCCUUAUGAUCACUGGUUGGACUUUAUGACGUUUUCGAGCGAAGAACGGAUUGUGGGCAAUAUCUCAGUACUACUCGAAUCAUUCGGCAACUCGACAACGCCCACUGAUGAAAUCGUCUUUCAUUCCAGCCAAAACGUUCAUAUCGAUCGACUCAGAAUACAUCAACAUGGAAGAGCAGUGCUGAUAAAAUCUGUACGCCGGAAUAUUAGAACAAAAACUGUACAUUUACUAUUGAAAGAACGUCUUCAUACUGGAUGGUGUACACUCGAAAUUCAGUUUGUUACAAGAAUAUGUGAGGAUGACGAUGGCGGUUUACAUUGCUAUCGAAGUACACUUACUGAGAAAGAACCACUACGUAAGCCAAAGCAAGGACGACGAUCUCGCAAUCCGAUAAUAAGUUUCACCACAAAAUUUGAACCUACACUCGCACGUUCGUUCAUUCCGUGCUGGGAUGAACCUCACAUCAAGGCCACAUUCAACGUAACCGUGCAACAUCCACGCUCGCUCACCGUCCUAUCGAACGCAGCUCCGUAUCGUAACUCGGAUAAGCAGCAUUUCAAUAAUGUCGUUCUCACUCGUUUCCAUGAAACACCUCCAAUGUCUGUAUAUUUACUAGCCUUUGCAGUCGGACCAUUUGUUCGUCUUGAAAUGAGCACAGAUCGCGGCAUACCGUUGACCAUCUGGACACUUCCUGAAGAUUUUCUCUACGCACGAUUUGCGGCCAAUUUCUCACCGGUCAUGUUCGAUCGUCAUGAGGAGGAGUUCGGGAUAGAAUACCCGUUCUCGAAGCUCGAUUUUGUCGCUGCACGCUCAUUUCCAGUUGGUGGAAUGGAAAAUUGGGGUCUAGUUGUUUUUCAUAACAAUAUGAUUCUACUCGACUCAUUUCUUGAAGAUAACGCGAAUAUGACUGUUGAUCUAUUGGCUGAGCAAUAUGCAAUCGAAAAAAUUAUCACUCAUGAGAUAGCACAUCAGUGGUUUGGUAAUCUAGUAACAAUGAACGAUUGGUCAGAGAUAUGGCUGAAUGAGGGUUUUGCAUCGUUCUAUGUUAGCGAUUUCUUGGAAACUGAACAUCCUUACCUCACCGUCAAUGAAUACUAUUUACAUUUGGCGCAGUUGCUUACGAAACAGACAUCCGAUGAGAAAUUCCCACUGGUGAGAGCAAUGCGAACUGAAGCGGAAAUCGAGAACGCAUUCGACCGUUUUCAUUUGUAUACGAAAGGAAGUGUCAUCAUCAAAAUGAUCCGCGACCUCGUCUCUGAAAACGACUUCCACGAUGGCGUUCGCAAGUACUUGAAAAAGAACGCGUUCAAAGCUGUUGGUCGUGAUGCUCUAUGGAAUUCGAUGCCUGCUUACGCCGAUCAUGGAAUUGAGAUUGAACGCCUAGAGGAUGUUAUCGAGCCGUGGCUGGUCAAUGCUGGAAUGCCUGAAGUUAUUAUAAGAUGCGAGCAGUCGGAUUUCAGUCGCAAUUACAACGACGAUAGUUUGCGUGUCACUCAACGGACGUCCGAUCAGAAUCGCUAUGUGAUUUAUUUGAGUGAUGUGGAUACGUAUGCACAUAAUUCAACAACAGCUGAUGUGAAGCAUUCCUCUGAGAAUCGAAGACAACGCUCAAAACGUUCCCAGCGAACGUCCACAACGAAAAUCUUUCACACUGAUUACUCGAAAACUAUUCGGAGAUUGCGAAAAGAGAACGAGGGUGAAUCGACCCCAUUUGACGAGUCUCUCUUCGAGGGUUUCACGCCGGUAUUUCCAACGCCUCAGGAUGAUUUUGAUCGUGCCCCUUCGAAAUCUGAGGAAAUCCUAAGGAAUAUUCGGAAGAGGAAGGAUCGGAGGCGUAAAGCUAAGCAACGUUCGUCACGUCUCAAGCACGUCCAACUCCCACGUCUUCAAUAUCGUAAACACAACGCAGAAGGUCGAUUUUUGGAUGUAUUCGCCUCGCUGAACCAUCAAAAACUGAGAAAAUAUCGUCGAUCGCAACACGACAAACAAUUGUGGUCAAUACCGUUCAGUUAUCGCUUCGGUGUUGCAUCUGAUAGCGCAGGUGAACUGACGAGGCAAUUUUGGUUGCACAACGAAACGAUGACAUUCGUUGAUAUUGAACUUCAGCCAUCGAUGCCAAUACUGGCCAAUCCAGAUUGGAGAUAUCCGUUCCGGGUGAAUUAUGACAUUAGCAAUUGGCAAAUGCUCGCUCGGAUGUUACAUAAUCACCAUCGUCGGAUACCCACUAAAUCUCGAAUGCAAUUGCUCAUCGAUGCAGAAUUCUAUUUGAAGCAGUCGGGAGUACCAGAAAUUUAUUUGUAUAUAUUGGGUUAUUUAUCAAAAGAGAACGAUAUGGGUGUGUUGAUGAUUGGCUUAGAUGCGUUGUAUCGUUUCAUUGACAUGUUCCGAGGAUCUCGCAUCAAUCCACUCAUCCUCUUAUACUUAAGAGAUGUGAUUGCUCAAAUCGACCUAAUCUUGGAAGAAUCUCGCUCAAAUCCUGAACUGGCUGCGAUCUGGCUGAUCGAUGCAAAUCGCCUAGCACAACUCUAUCAGCUCAGAUGUGUUGCAAAUCUUUCGUCUUGUGAACAAGAUGAAAAAAUUGAGAAGUGGUUAAUGUAUGCGGACUUGACCGAUGAAGAUCAUUACUUCCAAAUGACGGCCAUUUGUCAUUAUUUGUUCACGUCGGCUGGUUCUCGAGAGCUGGAUUUGGUUGCGAACGGUCUGAAGCAUUUCAAUGGCAGGUGGACUAUCGCUGUGCAAUUGGCCACCUGUGUACGCGACGAGGAAAUUCUAAGAAGGGCCAUUAAGCUGAUCAUCAGCACCAAAAAUGCUGCUGUCUACACUGCUCUUCUACAGAAUGAAUACACGUUGCACUACAACGAAAAGUUACGUGAGAUGUUUUGGUUACAAAUACGUGCGAUGUCGUUGGCUGAAAGGAAGUUGUUGUUCUCGAUUGAUUCACAAGAGGCUUCACAAGUGGCACGGAUUCUCGUCCAUUCAGUUCGGUCGAGCACAGAAUUGCAGCAACUUGAGCGUGUUAUGCCGGAUUGGGGAGUGCAUAUGCACCUUCAGAUGGAGUAUUUAAGACGGAAAUAUCACUGGAUGGACGACACUGCUGUGCCACGAAUCGAGAGGUUUCUCCUCAAAGAAAGAGCUUUAUAA